This is a messenger RNA of Pseudophryne corroboree (corroboree frog), 2145 nucleotides long. RefSeq names its product SET and MYND domain containing 1 (gene SMYD1). The record is from RefSeq and is a predicted model, not a curated record. The transcript is spliced from 10 exons. Lineage: Eukaryota; Metazoa; Chordata; Amphibia; Anura; Myobatrachidae. Gene Ontology annotation, cellular component: nucleus. Gene Ontology annotation, molecular function: histone H3K4 methyltransferase activity; protein binding. Bases 428 to 1891 code for a protein of 487 amino acids.
AACAAGGGGCUGCACAGUAUCUCCCACACACUCAGCUGUUGUCACUUGAUGGGGCCAAGCAACUGGUUUCCGUAAAUAGAAAGUCGAUAACAAGUUUCGCGGAGCGUAGCGUAAAUAGAAUAUUGUAGUAUAUCAAUGUGGGUGGACUUUAUGACACUUGUCAGUGGAUACACUCUUUGUAAUACAGUUUAAACACAUUAGCAGAUAUUCCAGCCUGGUAUAGGGUGAGUGUGGUCAUUGGGGAAAGUGCAAUUACCUCUGAGCUGUGGGACAGGCAGGGAAGGGAGGGGGAUCUUCCUUUUAUAGGACUGCUCGUUGUGGGAAUGUGAAGGUGCUGAAAUAGCAGACGUGUCUGGGGAUUGGGACGGUAGUUAGCAGCCAGGCUGACUUCAGUUCUGUGCAGCUCUGGGAGAAGACGACCGCAGAGAUGGAGAACGUGGAGAUGUUUAACUCCGAAGGCAAGGGACGGGGCCUGAGGGCCACCAGAGAUCUCUGGGCUGGUGACGUUAUCUUUGCAGAACCUGCCUAUUCUGCCGUGGUGUUUGACAAUUACACACACUCCGUUUGCCACUUGUGCUUCAAGAAGCAGGAAAAGCUCCAGCGUUGCGGACAGUGUAAAUUUGCACAUUACUGUGAUCGGACCUGCCAGAAGGACGCCUGGGUGGACCACAAAUAUGAGUGCGCCUCCGUCAAGAAACUUGGCAGAGCGCCAAAUGAAAACAUCAGGCUUGCUGCUAGAAUUAUGUGGCGGAUAGAGAGAGAAGGAAGCGGGCUGACGGAGGGGUGUUUCAUUUCCGUCGAUGACCUGGAGAACCACCUGUUAAAGUUUGAGGAAGAGGAAAGGAAUGGACUCAUGGAAGAUGUUCAGUUUUUUCUGGAUUAUUGGCCAAGUCAGAAUAAACAGUUCGGCAUGCACUACAUUUCCUAUAUCUUUGGAGUGAUAAGCUGCAAUGGAUUCACUUUAAGUGACCAAAGAGGUCUUCAGGCUGUGGGAGUUGGCAUUUUCCCAAACCUUUGUCUUGUUAACCAUGACUGCUGGCCUAACUGCACAGUCAUUUUCAAUAAUGGCAAUCAUGAGGCUGUUAAAUCAAUGUAUCAUACACAGAUGAGAAUUGAGCUACGGUCUCUCGGAAAGAUCAACAAGGGAGAGGAGCUGAGUGUGUCCUACAUAGACUUCCUUAAUCUCAGUGAGGAUAGAAAGAGUCAGCUGAAGAAGCAGUACUAUUUUGAAUGCACAUGUGAGCACUGCACCAAGAAGAUCAAGGAUGACCUGCUAUUGGCUGUCAAAGAAGAAGAAGGGAGCAAGCCUGAAGACAGCGUCGUUAAAGAGGUUGUAGAAUUUUCAAAAAAGACUUUGGAGAAAAUAGACAAAGCUCGGUCCGAAGGAUUAUACCAUGAGGUGGUAAAGCUUUGUCGCGAGUGUCUGAAGAGACAGGAACUUGUUUUGGCAGAUACAAACAUUUACAUGUUGCGGAUCCAGAGCAUAGCCUCUGAGGUGCUGUCCUACCUCCAGAUGUUCGAGGAGGCUGCCGAGAACGCCAAGAAAAUGGUGGACGGAUACUUGAAAAUAUACCACCCGAACAAUGCCCAGCUUGGUAUGGCAGUGAUGAGGGCAGGAGUCACGCACUGGCAUGCUGGCUUCAUCGAAGUCGGGCACGGGAUGAUCUGCAAGGCCUACGCCAUCCUUCUGGUUACUCAUGGGCCCAGUCACCCCAUUACCAAAGAUCUGGAGGUGAUGCGUGGACAGACAGAGAUGGAGCUGAGGAUGUUCAAGCAGAAUGAGUUUGUCUAUUACAAGAUGAGAGAAGCAGCUCUGUCAAACAAACCAAUUCAGGUCAUGCAAGAACCCAACAGCGAGACUCAAACAAACCUGUUCCACAAGAAGCCCUAGACGGACAUUUGGAACUGUCUCAGGCCACAUAAUCCUUCCAGUCCUGCACAAGAGCUUGAUCACAGCGCAGAGCUUUGCACUGUCAUUAUUGAUCACAGCGCAGAGCUUUGCACUGUCAUUAUUGUCUGUGGGGUGAUCUUCCAUGUUGUGCACCUGUCACAUUGAACCCCAUCCCUCUGCUUUAUUUAAUUGUAUGCCAAUCUAUGUAAAUCCAUGUUUUCCCUCUAAAAAUAAAGACUAUUUAUGACUUCCUA